ACUGCAGGCGAUACAGGGCAGGUGAAAGGAUUCCCCACUAUCUUGGUCUUUGGUGCUGACAAAAGCAGCCCAUUGCCUUAUGAGGGUGCUAGAUCUGCAUCGGCCAUCGAAUCUUUUGCCCUGGAACAGCUUUUUUUUUUUUUGUUCAACAGCCCUGGAACAGCUUGAAUCCAGUGCUGGACCUGUUGAAGUAACUGAACUUACUGGGCCGGAUGCUAUGGAAGAAAAGUGUGGUCCUGCUGCUAUUUGCUUUGUUUCUUUCUUACCUGACAUUCUGGACUCAAAAGCUGAAGGAAGGAACAAGUAUCUGGAGAUGCUAUUAUCAGUUGCAGAGAAGUUUAAGAAGGACCCUAUCAGCUUUGUGUGGGUUGCUGCUGGAAAGCAACCUGAUUUGGAGAAGCGUGUUGGUGUUGGAGGAUAUGAAUACCCAGCAAUGGUAGCCUUGAAUGCAAAGAAAGGAGCUUAUGCUCCACUUAAAAGCGGUUUUGAGGUUAAACACCUCAUAGAAUUCGUGAAGGAAGCUAAGGCAGGAGGAAAAGGGAAUUUGCCCAUAGACGGAACACUGGAGAUAGUGAAGACAGAAGCUUGGGAUGGUAAGGACGGAGAGGUGGUCGAUGCAGAUGAGUUCUCACUUGAAGAACUCAUGGGAGAGGAUUGAUGCCGUUGCUGCCUCCACUGAGUCUCAAAGGACAAGUUGAACUACUCUUUUACCUCACUAGUACCGUUUUGGUUUCUUGAAAGAUUGUUAAAAUGCCCCAGAAAGCCAGUGACAUCAUUUCAAAGGGUUGCAACAGAGUAAUACACUUUUUGAUUUCAUAUUUAGAUAUACACAGACUUCGGUGUGAA
Molecule: messenger RNA, 846 nt
Organism: Raphanus sativus (radish)
Lineage: Eukaryota; Viridiplantae; Streptophyta; Magnoliopsida; Brassicales; Brassicaceae
Product: protein disulfide-isomerase like 2-2-like
Exons: 4
Coding region: 80-658 (192 amino acids)
Biological process (GO): response to endoplasmic reticulum stress
Cellular component (GO): endoplasmic reticulum lumen
Molecular function (GO): protein disulfide isomerase activity; protein-disulfide reductase activity
Source: RefSeq, a predicted model, not a curated record